Molecule: messenger RNA, 957 nt
Organism: Mollisia scopiformis
Lineage: Eukaryota; Fungi; Ascomycota; Leotiomycetes; Helotiales; Mollisiaceae
Exons: 3
Coding region: 1-957 (318 amino acids)
Molecular function (GO): hydrolase activity, acting on ester bonds
Source: RefSeq, a predicted model, not a curated record
AUGUUCUGGAGGACAGCAAUCGUACAGUCUAGCAAGUCUGCUUCGCAGCCGGAGUGGAGUGGAUGGGAAGAUAUUAAGUAUACCUUCAUCUUUGGCGACUCCUGGACCGACACAGCAUUCGAUCCUCAAGGCACACAACCAAACCCAGGAAAUCCUCUUGGAAAUCCGGACUUUCCAGGUCGAAAUGCUGCCAAUGGGACAAAUUGGGUAGGGUUUCUGUCCACCAAAUACAACGAGUCUUUCCUACAGACCUACAACCUCGCCGUAUCAGGUGCAACUCUGGAUAACAGCAUUGUUCAGGGGUAUCCUAACCCUAUCAGCGUACAAGUUUAUCAACGCUUCAUGUCACACUACGGUGAUGGUCACUCUCCUCCAUGGAGCGCAUCCAAUAGCCUUUUCAUCAUGUGGGCGGGCAUUGUGGAUUUGGUAAUGAUGAAUGGAGUCCAUGAUCCCGAAGCAUUGUCUCACAUCAAUGGCAACCUGACGAUCGUCUACUCCAGAUUGCUGAAUACUCUGUACGGAGCUGGGGCCAGAAACUUCCUGCUCCUCAACGAACCACCUCUCGAGAGAACGUGGCAACCUGCUGAGAAAGAAAAGAUUAAGGCCAAAUUUGCAUCCGAUGUGGCUAUUUACAAUCAGAGGGUGAAGAAUGCAGCGUUCGACUUGAAGAAGACUUUUCCUGAUUCAAAUGUGUUUCAUCUCAACACAAAUGAUCUAUUCAAUCAGGCCUUAGACGACGCAAAAGCGUUCCCUCAGACGAGUGGAAUUCUGAAUACAACUGACCCGUGUCCAGAGUAUCAGAGUGGGACCCCAACAUCGGACUAUUAUGAUCCAAAAUGCCGAAUUCCUGUCAACCAGUACUUCUGGCUGAACGGGUUACAUCCCACUUAUCCUAUUCAUGAUGUCCUUGCAGAGCAUAUUGCCAAGCUGCUCAAGCAAGGGCCGAACAUUAUCUGA